Molecule: messenger RNA, 1684 nt
Organism: Limulus polyphemus (Atlantic horseshoe crab)
Lineage: Eukaryota; Metazoa; Arthropoda; Merostomata; Xiphosura; Limulidae
Gene: Rrp45
Product: exosome complex component rrp45-like
Exons: 1
Coding region: 343-1623 (426 amino acids)
Biological process (GO): nuclear polyadenylation-dependent mRNA catabolic process; TRAMP-dependent tRNA surveillance pathway; U1 snRNA 3'-end processing
Cellular component (GO): cytoplasmic exosome (RNase complex); nuclear exosome (RNase complex)
Source: RefSeq, a predicted model, not a curated record
AUAUAGUGCAACCGCGUGUUCGCGUAUUAAGUGUGGGUGAGUCUAUUGUUUCUUACUUAUUUCUCAUUUAAGUUUCCCAAUGUAUUUUCUUAUGUAUACUAGAAGCUAAAAUUUUGUGUAUAUUUUAGUAUCAGUAUCAGGCAUAAAUAAGUUUGGACGUCCAGUGAUUCAGUCUACAGGUUGAGGCCCGUCCAGACAGAGUUAGGCCUACAAGUUGUAUUUCUCGAGUAAUACUAAUUCAAGUAAUUGUGAAGUGGUCGGUGCUAUCGUUAAUACUACAGACAUUAAAGCUGUACUGUAGAGGUCAGCUAAGUCCAAGCAAUUAGUGUUUAAUAUUUCACGAUGGUUAAAGAAGUUAUAACAGCUAAAUGUGAACAAGACUUUAUUAUAGAAAGUGUAAAAGCAGAUAAAAGAAUUGAUGGAAGGGAACUAAAUGAGAGUCGUGUAAUGCAUAUAACUUUUGGGAAAACUAGAGGUUGUGUGUUGUGCACGUUGGGGAACACAAGAGUGUUAUCGCAAGUUUCAUGUGAAAUGUCUAUGCCUAAAGCUGCCCACCCAACAGAAGGUUCAAUUCAUAUUAACGUUGAAUUGUCCCCAAUGGCUUCCCCAGUGUUUGAAGCUGGCAGAUCUUCAGAUCUUGGAAUAGAACUUACCAGAGUCCUCGAGAAAUGCAUUAGAGACUCCCACUGUGUUGAUUUGGAAGCUUUGUGUAUAGUGGCUGGUGAGAAGGUGUGGAGUUUACGUGUUGAUGUUCACGUGAUGAACCAUGAUGGAAACUUGGCAGAAUGUGCAGCUAUUUCAGCAGUGUCUUCUCUGCAUCACUUUAGACGACCAGAAGUUACAGUUGCAGGUGCCGAUGUUACAGUUCACUCGGUGGAAGAACAUGAUCCUAUUCCUCUCAGCCUCCAUCAUAUUCCAGUAUGUGUCACCUUUGCUUUGUUUAAUAGCGGUCAGCAAGUUAUUGCUGAUCCAACGGAAGCAGAAGAGCUGGCUUCUGAAGGCCGAGUGGUAGUAGGAGUAAAUGCUCACCAGGAGAUAUGUAUGAUGCAUAUUAGUGGCUGCACACCAUUGCAGAAAGAGCAGGUUCAAAGAUUUGUUGAACUUGCAGUGAACAGAGCAAAAUAUGUCACAGAAUCCAUCAAAACAAAUUUGCAGCACGAUGAACAGAACAGGUCUUCAAAGAAUCUCGUGGGGUUUGCUAAAGAUCUUCAGACUGACAAGAUCCUUGCUGUACAAAUUAGACCACAAAGAGUUUUCGUUCCUCCACCUCAAGUCAGUACUGAAGAGACUGUUUCUACUGAUAAGGAGGUAGAAAUGACAGAUGAAAUUUCACCACCAGAGAAGGAAGUGAAAGUUUUACUCUAUGGACCAAAGACAGCUGGGAUCGGAGAAGGUGGAGCCUCUCAAUGGGAAACAGUAGAUCUAUCUAUUGAAGAUAACAUUACAACAUCAGUAGAAAAAAAUAUUGAUUUGUCUUAUGAUGAUGAGAGUGAGGAGGAGGUAGUAACUCUUGGAGCAGAAGACCUUCAGAUAGAAUCCCGGGAAUCAGACAAAAAUGAUAAAGCUAAACAAAGACUAAGCCGUGGGUGGUAUGCUAAAGAUGCAUUCUUUGGAGGAUGGUGAAUCAUCUAGUUUUCCUUAUAUGGUUUGUAAAUUUUUCAAUAAAGAGUUUUAUAAACAGGUA